Messenger RNA from Desarmillaria tabescens, 429 nucleotides. RefSeq lists its product as uncharacterized. Bases 1 to 429 code for a protein of 142 amino acids. The record is from RefSeq and is a predicted model, not a curated record. NCBI's taxonomy places the organism in Eukaryota, Fungi, Basidiomycota, Agaricomycetes, Agaricales, Physalacriaceae. The transcript is spliced from 2 exons.
AUGUCCCCAUCCGAGCUCGAUUACAUCGCAGAGCAGCUCAAAUCCUUCCUCGCACGUAUGGAAACCAUCACUUCCCCUACGAACACGAUGGGAUCAGUCACCGGUGGUCCCUACCGCAACAGGCAGUGUACCGGUGCUUGGACGGAAUCUGUCCUCUCCCAGUUACCCAAGGAAGCUACUAUUCGAUUCGCGCAUCCCGACCUUGUCCCUAAGAACAUCAUCGUGGAAGGGUCAACGAUUACUGGUAUAGUAGAUUGGGCCCUGUCAGGUUUCUUUCCGGACUUUUGGGAGUACGGUCGUAUGCACGACCCGGUGGAGAUGACGCGUGGAUGGGAUUACGUGCUUCAAAGGGUUUUUCCCGGUCCUCGACGGCAAGCGGAGAUCAACUCUGUUAGACAAUUGCUUCGCAUUUUGUUCACUGUGUUUUGA